Messenger RNA from Alternaria triticimaculans, 1209 nucleotides. RefSeq lists its product as uncharacterized. Gene Ontology annotation, cellular component: ubiquitin ligase complex; cytoplasm. The record is from RefSeq and is a predicted model, not a curated record. NCBI's taxonomy places the organism in Eukaryota, Fungi, Ascomycota, Dothideomycetes, Pleosporales, Pleosporaceae. Gene Ontology annotation, biological process: ubiquitin-dependent protein catabolic process; protein polyubiquitination; positive regulation of proteasomal ubiquitin-dependent protein catabolic process. The transcript is spliced from 3 exons. The coding region runs from base 1 to 1209 and encodes 402 amino acids. Gene Ontology annotation, molecular function: ubiquitin protein ligase activity; zinc ion binding; ubiquitin conjugating enzyme binding.
AUGGACAUCACUGGGCUCGAUCGCGCUACCGGUAGACUGGUCAUCCAGAUCAGACUAGACGAAAUUACAGAAGCGCUCGAAGGCGUUCAACUCGACGACAAUGGUACUGCAAGCUAUCGCGCUAUUCGUCACACGCUUCAAGAUCAACUAUCGAUCAUCUAUGGGCAGGAUACUGAUGACGAAAGCGACAACGGCGGUGGAGCAAGACGUACGCCAUCGAAAUCAAGCAGCGACACCUCCGCGAACAACUCCGAUGACGAAGGCGUCGUAGCAGAGGAAGCAAGUCCCACACCAGAGCUCAUUGAGGUGCCGGAGUCAGAACCCGAGCUGGAACCAGAGGCUACUGCCGAUUGUGGUGCUUGUGGUGAUACAAAGCCCGAGAAGGACACCAUCAAGCUUGAAUGCUCACAUGUUUACUGUAAGGACUGCAUCGUAGACUUGUUUCACUUCGCUAUCCACAAAGAUACCUCACUGUUCCCGCCUCGAUGCUGCAAAGCCACGAUCCCACUCAACACGAGCGAAAACGGAAUAAAGGGCUGCAAUGUCCUAUUGCCUAAAGAGCUCUUGACCGAGGUCAAUGAGAAGGAGGCGGAGCAGGAGAAGGCUCAAGAAACUGCAUGUUCUGGUGCAGAUUGCGAUCACGUUAUUGCGAAAGGAAACAUCAGUGGUGGCGUUGCGACAUGCGAGUUUUGCGAUACCAAGACGUGUACGGUAUGCAAGAACGAAGCGCAUGAAGGAUUGUGUGCCGAGGAUGAUGAUACCAAGAUAUUGAUGGCUACAGCUGGAAAGGUCAUGUGGCAACAGUGCACCAAGUGCAAGAAUCUGGUCGAGCUAGACACCGGUUGUUUCCAUAUCAUGCAAUUCGUGCACAUGCACUACGGCUCCCACUUCAACCUAUGCGUCCCCCAGGGCAAAAAAGCGGAGGAGGACAGGGAAAAUCUCCCCUUGCAUGUUCUUCUGCGCCAGUUAUACUGGUUCGGGCCGUUUCCAGACAAGACCGUCGAGAUAGCUGAUGAAGAGAUUACUAAGACUCUAGCGUCUCUGAAGAGAAACAAUCUACCAGCGCAGCAGGGAAUGUUCAAGGUCAUCUCAGAGUUGGAGCUGUCAAGGAAGGAUAACGAGUUUGUACGUAGGAUAAUGAAGAUGGACUGGAGGGAUAGACCGAGUGCGAGAGACUUGUUGGAAGAUGAAUGGUGGGAAAACGAAUGA